Messenger RNA from Mitosporidium daphniae, 1281 nucleotides. RefSeq names its product serine/threonine-protein kinase 12. The annotation marks the transcript as partial. Gene Ontology annotation, biological process: peptidyl-serine phosphorylation; autophagy; autophagosome organization. The transcript is spliced from 2 exons. The record is from RefSeq and is a predicted model, not a curated record. Gene Ontology annotation, cellular component: cytoplasm; autophagosome. Gene Ontology annotation, molecular function: ATP binding; protein serine/threonine kinase activity. NCBI's taxonomy places the organism in Eukaryota, Fungi, Microsporidia.
AUGCUAUCGCUCUCGCCAAAGCCAAACAUGCGGCAUCCAGAUCAGCCGUUCGAUUUAGAAAAGUAUCUUUUCAUCAGGGAAAUAGGAAGGGGGUCUUUUUCUACCGUAUACCUUGCAACGAGGAUAAACCCGGCUUCGGACAGAGAUGAAGACAAAUUUGUCGCAAUCAAAGUUGUGCAGCGGCGUAAAAUCACCAAAAAGCUGGAAUUUCAUUUGCGGCAGGAGAUUUCGAUAUUGAAAAAACUGAAUGACGUUCAGAGCGAGGUUGAAGACCGCCAUUCCAGCCCUUCUUCUGAAAAUAUCAUCAAGUUCUAUGAGAUGAUCAAAUGUAAAGCGGUGAUUUGUAUUGUCAUGGAGUGGUGUCAGUCCGGGGAUUUGUCCUCAAUUCUUUUAGAGCAGAAGCAAUGGGACAGGGAACACGCGACACAUCUACAUGCCCUCCAAAGGAAACCAGAUCUCGUAAACGCUUCCGACUUGAAGCCCCUGCAAAAGGCCUUACUGCCUCCGCUCUAUUGGACCAGAGAGGCUAAUGUGAAAGACUUGAUCGUGCAAUUAGCCAAUGCUCUAAAAGCACUGCGAUAUUUGGGACUCGUUCACAGGGACAUCAAGCCGCAGAAUUUAUUGUUUGUCAAGUGUGAGCAUUUGCCAUCCCUUUCUUUGAACCAAGAGAGCGGUGGACCCUGUACCUCUUUCAACCAGUAUUUGCUCAAGGUUGCCGACUUUGGCUUUGCUCGGCAUAUGAAUCCACUUGACAUGGCCGACACGAUGUGUGGCUCGCCACUCUAUAUGGCUCCAGAAAUCCUUCAAAAUGAAAGAUACGAUGCAAAGGCCGAUCUUUGGAGUGUCGGCUGUAUUAUGUUCGAAUUGCUUUUCGCAAGAGGGCCCCCGUUUCGGGCUCCCAAUCAUUUUGCGCUUGCAAAGAAAUACCAAGAUCCGGAAUUGGUUAGCAGGCUCUUUUAUAAACUGGCUAAAGAGGGAGCUCCAGAUAUCUGGACAAGCUUGUCUGAGGAAUGCAUAUCUUUACUCAAGGGGCUGCUUACCGUGGAUCCUCUUAAGCGCAUUUCAUUUGAGGAUUUCUUUUCUCACAAAUGGCUCACUUUAUCGCCUUCAGUUAGCCUGGUAAAAAAGACCGAAAAUGCUGAUAACAUGCGGCCGCAUCUUCGCGUUGUUGAAUAUUUCGACAGCACUUUGAGCUCGCUUAUUGAGGUUGUUCACAUGGAUCCGCUAGCUGCAGGGUCCAAAUCAAUUUCAGAUAGGGCUUUAAAAUCGAACAUUGAUUCU